Messenger RNA from Spirometra erinaceieuropaei, 480 nucleotides. NCBI's taxonomy places the organism in Eukaryota, Metazoa, Platyhelminthes, Cestoda, Diphyllobothriidea, Diphyllobothriidae. The record is from the annotation of a GenBank genome assembly.
AUGUUCUCUGCCAUGCUGAUGGACGCCUACCGUGAUGAACGCCCUGGGAUCCGCGUCGUCUACAGGACGGACGGUCACCUCUUGAAUCAACGACGGAUGCACUUCCAAUCACGCGUAUCCACAACCACCGUUCACGAACUUCUCUUCGUCGACGACUGCGCUCUGAACACCACCUCGGUAGAGGAGAUGCAGGGGAGCAUGGAACUGUUUUCCGCCGCCUGCGAGAACUUCGUUCUGGUCAUCAACACGCAGAAGACGGUGGUCAUGCAUCAACCGUCACCAAACACAGCCACUCCUGCCAACGCGCCGCAAAUCAACGUGAAUGGGACCCGACUGCAAGUGGUGGAGAACUUCCCGUACCUGGGCAGCACCCUCUCCCGUAGCACCAAAAUCGAUAACGAAGCCGCUCGCAGAAUCUCGAAAGCCAGUCAAGCCUUCGGUCGCCUCCAAAGUACAGUUUGGAAUCUUCACGGUCUCUAA